AUGUGGUGGCUCAGGCUGGUGGUCAUCUCGACCACAGCCGUUAGCCAUGGUUGGUGGGCGGGCCCAGAAGGACCGCUGGAUGCGGAGCCGCCGGAAGAGCGGACAGGAUGGCGGCAGCACCUGAGGGAAUGGCUCCCUGGUGGUGAGCGACAGCUCAAUGCCACGGAAGAGUGGUUUCUCGGCCUGGCCAGUUGGGGUCGAGAGCUGGAAGGUGCCUCGACCUGGGGCAGCUGGGAUGUGGCGCUGUGGAUGAUCGUGGACACCCUCUUCGGCAUGAUCGGGUGGGCGCUCUUCGGCAGUGCUUGGACUAAGGUUCGCACCGGGUGUCGCCGGCUCCUCCAGGUCCUGGUGGUGCUGGGACUUUGCCUGGUCGCUCACUAUGUGUGGGCGGUUUGCUACCCCGUCGUGUCGCUCUUGAUCCGGGCCUGCAUGGCGAUGGCAUGGCUACUUCGCAAAGUACUACGAGGAGUUGGGGCCUUUGCUUUUUGGUUCCAGCGAGUUACAGGAGGCUCUCCAGAAGCCUCUGAAGCUGAGUUCGUGGGACCUGCCACCGGACGGACACCUGAAACCUCCCAACUCCGAGCUUUCAAGAGGUCUGGUGAGCAGCGCAAGUACAUGGUGGUGAAGAGAGGAGAAGAUGCAGCUGUCUUCGCCAUUGGCACGGACUCCCAGUCCAUCAAGACCCACGGCCUCUAUGUCCCUGUGGAGUGCAACACGAUCCGCGGUUCUCCUGCCUUGGUGAGGCGGCUCCGGGAUGUCGAGAAGGUGCACCUAUGCCGGAAUGAGGCCUGCACAGAAGAAGGCGGAGAACACUUCGCCGUGUACGGGUUAGUUCGGAAGAAUGACCCGGAGAGAUUCCAGAUGGCCCAAGCACGUGAGGGUGCACGCAAGGUGACCCAGGACUUUUGGGCUUGGUUGAAAGGGUCCCCACUGACUGAAGGUACUUCACAGCUGAUGCACCGCAUUCGGGAGUUGGGUUCAGAAUCGGAGCAAGAGGAGGAGCAUCUGGUUUGUUGUGGCAGCCUGGUCACAUGGCGGGGCCCUGAUGGAGUGAUGCAGUGUUUGGCCAACCGGCCAUGUGGUGCCCGUGCUCAACACUUUGGGCAACUCCUACAGGAUGAUGUCCCCACUCAGUGUGGCGCAGUUGCAUUGUGCGGGGAACAUGCCACCCAAUACUUGACCCGGCGUUAUCCGGACAAGUGCAGCGUGACCUUCUGCAAAAGGUUCGGCAACAAGUUGCAGCAUGGGGUGGUUUGGUGUUCGGAGGGGGCAGGUAGCCUGCUGGAAGAGUUCUUCGAGAUCUUCGCGGCAGGGAAAGCUGAUGGGCUUCGUGAAGACCAAGCGCGCAAAAGGCUAGGGGCUGACCGUCUACUACCACCAGGUGAUCUCCUUAGGCAAUUGGUGGGGGAGGCGGAGAACGAGCAGGCGCAAGGGCGACGGGGGCUCUCUCGGUUCUUGACCACCUGGCGGAAGGAGCUGGCAAAGUUGGAAAGACCUCGCGGAGACGGAGAAGGUUGCAGUGAUUGGAGUAUGGUGGAAGGUGGCAGUCAGACCACGACUCCUGGGGAUACUCCUGAGAAGGAUGGUGAUAGGGCUACAUCCUUGCCUUUAGCUUCGUCUUUGCGGGCCUCCGCAUCCAGGACAAGGCCUACGUUGGAACCAGCACCUCCCCCUGGAUUGGCAGAAGGCGGUCAGCAAGUGCCUCAGGUAGAGGAGAAGCGGGGGGAUGGACUACGAGUGGCACCUCCCGGGAUCUAUCGCCCAGACACCAGGGCUGGCGCCAGGACCGAUAGUGGAGCCUCCGCAGAACCCGUGGCCCAGAUUGCCAAGGCCAUCCAACAUCAAACCGCAGAACUAGCUUCUUUGGUCCGCCAACAGACGGAAGGAACUGGAGGCCAGCCCCCGGGUACCAUCCGAGGGCUCAACAAGCAAUCGGAGGAACUGGUGUUCUUGCUUCGAGCUUGUGGCCAGUACCAGGUGCGCGUGGGAGAAGGAGAACAUGGACAAGCACUGGCCAAUGCUCUGUUGUCUGCGCAAGUGGGGGCAUCCACGAAGCUUCGGGCAGCAGGCUUCCGCCAACGGAUGUCGACACGGUUGGCUGUGGGGAUUGCAGGGCCGUACUGGGGCACUCAGGAGAAGUACGGACUAGGCGCCGCGGACUUCCUCUCCUACACCGAUGCCGAGCUCGACCAGUUCGCCUCCGAGGUCAAGGUGAUGAAGAACACCGACCAGAGACCUCCACCUCCAUCCAGGUUUGAUGAAUGGACUGCUCGGGUACGACGCCAGACAGAUGUGUGGUGCUUGGUGUAUGGGGAGGAGUGGAGGGCCGUACGUACUAACGCCCUCAACCUCUUGUCGGAGUGGCACCUGUCUCAUCCUCAUCGGUGGCCUCUGGCAAUUGUCAUCGACAUCUGGGAGGAAAUUCACUGGCGAUUUCUGGAGGAGCUCAAAGAUGUGCUUCGGAACCUCAAGAAGGAGAUUGCAGAGAAACAAUCAGCCUCACUGAGCUCAAGUUCCACGCACUACUCCCUGGACCAGACGGACAAGCCUGGUGGUCUGAAACGGAUGAAGCUUGAGAGCCCGGACACCGUGACCACCAAGAUCAAAGACAUCCGGUCCAAGAUGCGGGUGGAGAAGACCGACAAGAUCCAAGAUGGAAAGAAACGGUCAAAGGCCGGGAGCACCCCAGCGGCCGCUGGGACGGAAUCCGGGGAGCAGGAGGCAACAGAAGAUGGCCGAGCUGGAGGAGAAGGACCAAAAGUGCGAUUUUGGGACGUUCCGGAGGAGUUCGAGGUCGACUACACCAAGGGCGAGGACCUUAAAGAGGUGAUCCAGGGGCCGGACUACGCUUGGCAUCAAGAUGUUCAUCGUGAUCUUCCUCCUCAUCGCGGUCGAGAAGGGGCUUCGGCACCGCGAGAGGCGAAGCAUCUGGUCCAGAAGGCUCAGGAGCUAGGAAAGUCGCCCGCUCUUCAGGCUUUGGAGGGAUCCACCGAUGAUCUGUACGCAUGGGCUGCUGCUAGGGUUGCAAGGGAGCCCGGGGUCGAGCUCUCUUCGCUUCUACAGGAGAUGGCGACCUAUGGAAUGGGAGAACUUGCACGUGAAGCGGCUGAACUACUGGAACAACGAGAAGGAACCAAGGCGGGCUCAGCGCGGCUGGUGGUCCGAGACACACUUUGGGCAGACGGACAACCAGGUCAAGGAAGCGUCGAGCUCGACGGCACCACUUGGCGGCUUUGGGACUACCAGGAGGACAUCAUGAUGACGGAGGAUCUGGCGGCCCUUCUUCACCUACCGGAAGUGUCCAUCGAAUGGCGGCAGUGCGUGACCAUCACUAUGGCGGCUAUGGUCGAGUGGAAGGAGAAGGGCCGACGGCCGUCAGUGGAACAGGUCCAGACUAGAGCACAAACCCUGAGGCUGGAGCAGACCAGGUUGGCAGUGGACGCGGCCAACACCAUCGGCGAGGCGGAGGAGGUGGUCGCAGCGGUGGAGCACGAAGUCAGGACCUACAUUCAUGACCUCACCACAGCUCACCAUGAGAAGGACUUUCGCUCGCUUGCAGUCUUUCCGUUGGAAGCCCUUGCCGAUUGCCGCUUGGUGGUUUUCCGUGCGGAUUACCGGGGGGGAUUGGUUGUGGAGUGCAUCAUUGGGUCCAACUGGAUAGAUGGGGGCUGGACGACCUUUGCAAUGAUUUGGAAAGGUCACAUGGCCCUCUUGGAACCGCCAGACGGUUACGACCUCGAGCGCUUCCUGGCCAGAGAGGAUCCUCAGACGACACCGGCUAUGGGGUUCACGUUCUUUUGGCAUGCUCGUCAUGAUCAACCUCCCACCGCACCAGGCAAGAUUUUCUGCAGGUUGUGCAAAGCAGGUCGCAAGGCUGGGGAGUCGCACAAUGCACCAAGGCAUAGCUGCUUGUCCUACACAGCCGCCACUGCCGGAGGCACUAUGGACAUCCACCACGACCACAACGUGAUUCGAGCGGUCUACGAGCACCCCCAUGACAAGCAGGGCUACAGGGCACAUUUCGACUUGAGCCGGAAGGACGUCCACCACAAGUUCCUGGAAGAGGUGCGCAAAGGGCCUUCCAAUGUGCACUGGAUUGCAGCCCCAUGCACUAGCUACUGUGAUUGGCAGCAAAAGAACGGCGGGACCCGUACCUUCGAGUGUCCCGAAGGCACCGGGCAAGGACCCUUGGCUGCUACCGAGGCAAUGGGCAAUGUCCUGAGUGCGCAUGCCGCAGAGCUCUUCGAGGCUUCGCUGGAUUCGGGUGCCUUUCCGCUAGUCGAGUCUAGUGGCGUCAGUGGACGUUAUCCCAAGCAAUGGGAUCUGCCGUGCUGGAAGCGCAUCCUCAACCGACCUGACGUCGAGUAUGUCGACCUGCCCAUGUGCGCCUUCGGUCUUGGACCCCCUGAUGAGCCAGAUCAUUUCUAUGUGCACAAGACCAGGGUGGUCUUUCCACUUCAUCCGCCAUUGCGGCGGGCGCUACGGCGAGUGGUCUUCGGGGUCAAGGCGGAGACGACGGAGGAAGUGAGGGUGCCCUACUACCCGGCGGAGAUGGCGGAGAUAGUGAAGGUGCCCUACUACCCGGCGGAGAUGGCGGAGACGCUGGCGGAGACGGCGGAGAUGACCUACCCGGAGGAGAUGGCGGAGGUGUCCUACGAGGCGACCAACCUGACGGAGAUGGCGGAGAAUCCCUACCAGGCGGAGAGAGCGGAGGUGGCGGCCUACCUGCUGGAGACGGCGGAGCUCCUGAAGGAAAGGACGGCAAGGGCGAUGGCUUGCUGGAAUCGACCGGGUGAUCCCUAUGCCAUGGAGACCGAUGAGAAGUUCAUCAGAGGCGGGAGGAAGUCCACCAGGGUCGACUACCCGUAUGGCUUGUCGAGAGCUGAGCGGUAUCGCCUGGCCGUCGAGAAAGGGAAAGGAAAAGGGGCUUCCUCUCGAGGUGCUGCGGGCGCUCAAGGAGAUCCUGACCGAGGAGGGGAGGAGGUCAUGCAGGGAGUGUGGGCAGAUCCUGUGGGCCCAUCCACCAGUGUGGAUUACCACCGCACCAGCCCGACUGGACCAGGCGAUCGCUGGGGGCCGCCGCAACGGUGGCACUACAACCCGUCCCGCAGACAACUAUGGAGAGUUCAUGAUGAACGCCGGAUGACCCUCUACGUCCCGUCGGAGAUGGGCCUACCUACGCCUCUUGCCCACCUGACCAAUGAGAGAGUCACCCAUCUUCGAGAAGGGGCAAACCAGGUUGUCAUCACGGAUGAUUGGCGCGCAGUUGGAGAGGCUGAUCCAGGGUAUGGUAGGUGGACCGGCGUGACCGUCUUCACCAUCCAGGAGAUGCCGGUGGUCGAUGAUGAGGAGAUCCCGUGUGAGGACGACUGGGAGUGGGGUGAGGACGAAGAUGAAGGGCCCGAUCCUGGAGAAGGUGACGAACCGGAGUCGGGGUUGAGUGUCCGGGUAGAGUCAGGACCGACUGCCUAUGCGGGGAGCGGGUCACAAGAAGGCCCGGGUUCGGCCUACCAGGCACCAACGACGGCAGCGCGGCAGGCGGCGGAGGACUAUGUCAGGGCGAUCGAGCAGGACUUCCACAACACUCCCAUGGGCUGGGCGGCCGUGCUACGGGCAGGCAACAAGCUGGUCGAGGUCGCGGGAGGAGUACGCCAAGCUGCAGAAAGUCUCUGGGAGGUAAGGGAGAAGGCCGGGAUGAUGAACCUUGCUCAGGUGGACGACCCGGAGCUGGACCGCGUGCUACACCCUCAUCUUCUGGAAUAUCUUCGAGAUGUUCGACGAUAUGGCAUGGCGGUGCAGAAGCUCAAGCCGGAUCGCUCAGUGUCGGAUGAGGUGAGAGUGGUACAUGACCAGAGGACCAUCAACUACGGGACGAAUAAGUUCCUUCACCCGCCUGCCCUUCAACCGACGCACUCGCAGAUUGCUAAACGCAUCCUGUGGGCUAAAGGUCGAUGCCCGGGCCUGCCGGUCCUCCUUUCUAAGAAGGACAUUUCUGGGGCCUUCAGGUUGUUGUGGGUCGCCCCAGAGGAUGUGGAGUUGUUCGCCGGGGAGCUGCCGUGGAACCCGAGGAAAGCAUUUCCCAACGCCACGGAGGAGGAGGUCAACCUGGAUGGCAUUCCUGCUGGGGACAUCACGGUGAUCUACCUGGUCUCCAGCUUCGGGCCGUGGGUGAGCGCGGAGGUGUUCGAGCACGGCAUCAGGACGCUUCUGGGAAACAAGGCGGUGAACGAGGAGAAGGACAAAGUGGAAGGGGCCUUCAAGACUUCGCAAACAGUGUGGGGGGUGAUCAUGUGCACCGAGGACGAGACCGCUACGCUUCCAGAGAGGCGCAUUCAGAAAGGGGCGGUCUUGCUGGCGGACAGCUGCUUUGACUAUGGCUCCAAGGAGGUCACCCUCAAGCAGCUACAACAGUUCCAAGGCAUCUUGACAGGUUGGGCAUCCAUCGUGAAGGGCCUGGUGAAUGAGCUCAAGGCGGCGGACAAGUUUCUUGCAGGCCGUGAUGGGCAUCAAAGGGUGACCCCCCGACUGCGUGGGGAAGGCAGCCAGGCGUGGGAGGCAGACCGAGCGUGGGAGGACCUAUGGGAACUCUUUGAGGUUUGUCGAUGGCUAAGUGCCCGAACAGAUCGGUGGGAAUCCUUCGCCACAGGUUUGAGGUCUAUGCUCCCUACGAUGGAGAGAUUGAGCUUGCCUGGGGAGUGGGAGAAGGUCAUUUGGGUGUCGUCGGACGCUGCGCCCUCGAUGGUGGGAGCCAUCGACUGGACCAACAGACAGGUGACACGCCUCCCCACCGGGACUUUGAAAGCAUGGGCCUCUCGGGCCCUGUCGGACUUUGAGAUUGCGGACCAGGAGACCGACCUCGUGAUCCACUUGGGGGAGAUGCUGUCCUUUGUCGCCUUCGCCUGUGCUGCUGGGGACCUAUGGAAGGGAGCGGUAGUGGCUUAUGGUGGUGACAAUACCAUCGUGAAGAACUGGCUGCAAUCCCGGAAGAGCAACACCCGAGGAGGAAGGAUCCUCAUCAGGGCCCUUAACCUGGCGGAGAUGAAGACUUCAUCACCAGGUGCACCCAGGAGGAAUUCGAUGACUUCGUGGGGGAGAAAGGCAUUCGCUUUGGAGGAUUCGGCCCGGUAUGGGGUGUGCUUUCUAUGGGGCCCGGAGAGAGAGGACGAUCGUGCACUCCAACUCCAGCUUCGUGAGAGAAGGGUGUCAAAACAAAUCCAGAGGGAGCUGGAGAUCCCUUGGAAAGCCUUCGCUGUGAAGGAGGGGCCCCCCCCAGGGAGGUGGUUGAGAGACUUCGAAGCCUUGGGAGGUGCCUUGGGAGCAGCCGAGGACGUGGGAGACAGGCCGGUGCUUCUAUGCGCUACGCUGGGGGUGGACUAUAAAGGGAAGCACAUGGAGCAGUACCUCCACAGCCUUCAACGAGAAGGAGCUCGACUGGGCUUGGUUGAAGGACCUGGUAGAGUCAACUGGGAGCGGGGUCAACGACAUUGCGAGAGCCGAGGAUGGGGCUAUGGGAUCGUCGACUUCAUCACCACGGAGAACGGGGAGGCGCUGACAAGGAGAAGGCGAUGCCUGGUGGUAAACCCACAUGGUGCUCUACCGGAAGCCUGGGAAGAGUUCCUGGUCAGGGCCAUGGGACCGGCGCCGAUGAGCUCGCUUUUGAAGCCAAAGGAGCACCACGAACUGUGUUGGACCAAGCCCUUACGCCUGGAGCUGGAGAGCGGCAUCCCGAGAGAUCGUAUGCUGCCUCAACCAGCGGGUCAUGUCUGGUGGGGUGAAGAACGAGAGGUGAUCCACGGGAUAGGAGGCCCCGGCCGUUGGCCUUUGCUUUCAGAGGACGGUGGCAGUCUACAGGGCUACUACGUCUAUGAUC
This is a messenger RNA of Durusdinium trenchii, 7870 nucleotides long. The record is from the annotation of a GenBank genome assembly. NCBI's taxonomy places the organism in Eukaryota, Dinophyceae, Suessiales, Symbiodiniaceae.